AGAAGAGUGGCGCUAGCCAGCGGGAAUGCAGUCCCAAACGCGCGUGUGUUCCACGCUCCAAAUCGCUGCAUCGUGUUGCGUGGUUUCCCUUAUUGGUUAUUGCUGUCAGCAAAGCUGGGUCGGUUCUCACUCUACACUCUUUCUCUCUCCUCCAAUCGCAAUCUCUCAUCCUCCUAACUCCUGCAUUCAACAACCUACUCAAACCGUUGGUUCCUCUACUCAACACUAAACAAACACACCACACUAGUUCAUUUUUUUUUUCUCUUCUCAACAAUUGAAGCAGAGAAAAAAACAUGAAGGAAUCAACAGAAUCAGACCCAAUAACCAUUUGCCUCAACCUCACCCAUUCACUUCUCCAACAAGAAAUCCCCACAGUCCAUCACUUAAAAAGCAAGUGGUCAAUCGCCCGAGUCAAACUCACCUCACUCCAAACUCACCUCACCGAUUUCUCCACCGAGUACUCCACUUCCUCAACCUCUAACCCUCUCUCCCUCCACCUCCUCCACUCCAUCUCCCAAACCCUACACGACGCCGUUUCACUCGCUCACCACUGCCAAUCUACCUCCCCCGAUUUACCUCUCGGAAAACUCCAAACGCAAAGCCACCUCGACUCACUCAUCGCCACUCUCCACCGCCACCUCAACGACUGCGAUGUCCUCUUCCGUAGCGGCCUCCUCCUCGAAACUCCCGCCUUUUCCAAACGAGAAGCCGUUCGAUCUCUUUCUAGAAAUCUCAUCGCACGGUUGCAAAUCGGGUCGCCCGAUUCAAGAGCCGCCGCGAUUGACUCGCUUCUUUCAUUACUCCACGAAGACGAUAAAAAUGUCACUAUAGCGGUGGCGCAGGGUGUAGUUCCGGUGCUCGUUCGUUUACUCGAUUCUUCCUCUGAUAUGAAGGAGAAAACCGUCGCCGCAAUUUCGAGAGUCUCUACAGUGGACAGUGGGAAGAAUAAUCUACUAGCAGAGGGAUUGAUGCUGUUGAAUCACUUGCUUAGGGUUUUAGAUUCUGGAAGUGGUUUAGCUAUAGAGAAAGCUUGUAUCGCGCUUCAGGCAUUGAGUUUUACUAGGGAUAACGCCAGAGCUAUUGGAUCUAGAGGUGGAAUCUCGUCUCUGUUAGGGAUUUGUCAAGGUGGUACACCUGGUUCACAAGCUUCUGCGGCGGCGGUUUUGAGGAAUCUGGCGAAAUUUAAUGAAAUUAGAGAGAAUUUUGCGGAGGAGAAUGCUAUUGUUGUUUUGUUAGGGUUGGCUUCUUCUGGAACGAUAUUGGCUCAAGAAAAUGCGAUUGGUUGCGUGGCGAAUUUGAUUUCGGAGGAUGAGGGUAUGAGGGUUUUGGUUUAUAAGGAAGGUGGAGUUGAGUGUUUGAAGAAUUUCUGGGAUUCGGCUCCAAUGAUUCAGAGUCUUGAAGUUGCCGUUGAAAUGUUGAGGUAUUUAGCUAUGACGGGUCCGAUUGGCGAGGUUCUUGUUGCAGAAGGGUUUAUUGGGAGGGUGAUGGGAGUGUUGAAUUGUGAAGUUUUGACUGUGAGGAUAGCAGCUGCAAAAGCUGUUUAUGCUAUGGGUUUGAAUGGUGGAAACAAAACCAGAAAGGAAAUGGGGGAAUGUGGGUGUGUUCCUUUUUUGAUUAAGAUGUUAGAUGGGAAAGGCGCGGAGGAGAAAGAAUCUGCUGCAAUGGCGUUGUCGGUGUUAUUGCAACACCCUUUUAAUAGAAGGGUUUUUCGGAAGGAUGAGAGGGGAAUAGUUAGUGCAGUUCAUCUAUUGAACCCUUCUUUGGUUAAUUUAGACAAGAAAUACCCUGUUUCUAUUCUGGUUUCGCUCUUGCAUUCUAAGACUUGUAGGAAACAAAUGGUGGCUGCUGGUGCUAGUGUAUAUACGCAGAAGCUUGUUGAAUUGGAUGUUCCGGGUUCAAAGAAAUUGUCGGAUGGACUUGGUCGUGGUAAGAUUUGGGGAGUUUUUGCAAGACCCUAAAAGAUCAGACCCAUAUUAUGCUAAAUCAUGGUACAGGAACAAGAGCAAUAACAAGAACAUCUGAUGAUUUUUCAUUGAAUCUGUAUGUAUGAUAUGAUAGGUGUGUUCAGUUUUUUUAUCUUCUUUAUCAUUUUUCCCUUUUUCUUCUUGUAAAUUACUAAUAAUUGAUGCUUAUUUGUCAAAUGAUUUAAUUGGAUUUUGUGUUUA
Lathyrus oleraceus (garden pea) is the source of this 2165-nucleotide messenger RNA. Its product is annotated as vacuolar protein 8. NCBI's taxonomy places the organism in Eukaryota, Viridiplantae, Streptophyta, Magnoliopsida, Fabales, Fabaceae. The transcript has a single exon. Gene Ontology annotation, molecular function: protein binding. The record is from RefSeq and is a predicted model, not a curated record. The coding region runs from base 294 to 1958 and encodes 554 amino acids.